ACACCAGCACCAGCAACAACAACAUCCACCGCACAACCCUCGGACCCGCAACCCACAAGCACAACCGACGACGGCCUCUCGCGCCGCCCCCGCGACGCCCGCCUCAUCCACCUCAUCCUCUCCGCCCAAGGCGUCCACAGCUACCAAGAACGCGUGCCCCUCCAACUCCUCGAUUUCGCCUACCGCUACACUUCCUCCGUGCUCGCCGACGCUUUCCGUCUGUCCUCUGAAGGCUAUGCGUCUGCCCCUGGAGCGCCGACGACAUCCAAGCGCAGUGAAGCUACCGAUGGCAGUAAUAUUACUGUUAAUGCGCUGAGGCAGGCUAUUGCUAGUAGGCAGGACUAUCAGUUCCAGGGCGCGUUGCCCAAGGAGUUUAUGAUGGAGCAGGCGGUGGAGAGGAAUAGAGUGCAGUUGCCAAAGGUGCAGAAGAGUUGGGGUGUGCAGUUGCCGCCGGAGAAGUACUGUUUGACGGGUACAGGCUGGAGUUUGCGAGACUUGUGGGAGGAGGAUGAGGUUGCGGAGGGUGCUGAGGGAGAGAGGAGAGAGGCAAACGGCGAUGUGAGGAUGGAAGGAGGUGUGGAUGUCAAGGCCGAUGGUGCCGAGGAGAAGGACGCCAUGGACAGUUUUGAGGAUGUCUUUGGAUCCGGUGCCCAAGGUGAU
Aureobasidium pullulans EXF-150 is the source of this 660-nucleotide messenger RNA. RefSeq names its product TFIID-31kDa-domain-containing protein. The annotation marks the transcript as partial. The record is from RefSeq and is a predicted model, not a curated record. Gene Ontology annotation, cellular component: transcription factor TFIID complex; SAGA complex. Lineage: Eukaryota; Fungi; Ascomycota; Dothideomycetes; Dothideales; Saccotheciaceae. Gene Ontology annotation, molecular function: transcription coactivator activity; protein heterodimerization activity; RNA polymerase II general transcription initiation factor activity. The transcript has a single exon. Gene Ontology annotation, biological process: RNA polymerase II preinitiation complex assembly; DNA-templated transcription initiation.